Messenger RNA from Cryptomeria japonica (Japanese cedar), 3220 nucleotides. RefSeq names its product PX domain-containing protein EREL1. Gene Ontology annotation, molecular function: phosphatidylinositol binding. Bases 503 to 2701 code for a protein of 732 amino acids. The transcript is spliced from 11 exons. Lineage: Eukaryota; Viridiplantae; Streptophyta; Pinopsida; Cupressales; Cupressaceae. The record is from RefSeq and is a predicted model, not a curated record. Gene Ontology annotation, biological process: protein transport.
ACCAAGUUAAUAAAAACCAAAAAAGAAAAACAGAAGAAAGAAAGAGGAGGAAGAAAGAAAGAGGAGGAAGAAGGGUUUACAAAGCCCAAAUGGACGUCGUAUACACGCACAAACAGAUCUACAUAUAAAAAUUCCACGUAGUGCACAUAAAAAUUUCACAUAGUGCAUAUAAAUAUAUAUACAGAGACUUUCUGAAGAAUAUGGAAGGCACAUACAUAAGUACGGAAAUGCAGACAAUUUUUUGGGCUGAAAAAAAUGCGUAGUCAGUUCAAUUUUGGCGCACACCCCUUGAAACUUGCAAAAUUGCAAGAGCGUGUCCAGUCUAACCCCACCUAAUCAUACAAUUCGAUCUACCCGUGGCGAUCGGAUUCAUUUCCUUGUAUAAAUUUUCAAUAAAUUCUUGGAUCGAAAUCCUCCACAGGCAGUCAGUUACAAUCCGGAGAAACCCCAAUUAAUAUAAGGGAUAGAGGGCUAGUAUUGAUACGGCUCUGGAAAUUAAAAAAUGAACAAUGCCCGGAGUCCUCCGAAGCAUCGGCAUGAUGGAACAUCGCCAUUGCCUUUUGGAAUGGAUUGGAGUCUUCCGCCUCGAAAAUGGACUGGACGGAAUACCAUUUGGCCUCAUGAUCCACGAUCUGGAUGGAGUUUUUGCGUUAUGAUUCCUUCAUGGCUCAUCAUUCCUGAAGCAAGAACUGUGGAUGGAGCAGACAUCAAUCCCACAGCGUUUUACAAUGUACAAAUUGGCAUUCAAUCUCCAAAUGGCAUCAGUGCUGCUCGGGGUAUUCUUAGAAGAUUUAGUGACUUUCUAAAGCUUUAUGCCACUGUCAAGCGCUUAUUUCCAAAGAAAAAAAUUCCUCAAGUUCCCCCGAAGCAUUCUCUUAUGAGAAAUAAUUCUAGGCAAUUCCUACAAGAGAGGCGGCGUGCGUUAGAAGAAUGGAUGGAGAAACUACUUUCUGAUAUUGAUAUAUCACGAAGUGUUGCAGUUGCAUCCUUCAUUGAACUUGAGGCUGCUGCAAGGUCAGCCAUUACAGAAAUCAAUGAAGCUCAGGAGUCUUCUAGCUCAAAUUUUACCAUCAACAAGUUUAGUUCUUCGUUGGAUCUCAACAUUGGCUCAGGUGUUUCUAUAGCUUCCAGUCAUGCAUCAGUUACAUCUGGAGUAUCGCCAGCUACUGCAGAUGAUGGAAGUGAUAUUAUCUAUGAAGCUUCUGACAUAGGAACUCCGCGACAGGCCAGAGAUCAUGAAUCAGAAAUUGAUAUUGAAGAUAGUACAACAGAGAAAGAUAUGAUAUUUAAUGGAGAAUUGGUGAUGAAAAAUGGGAUCUCCGAAGAUGAUCAAGGAUCUUUGAAUUUAAGAGGGAGAAAAUUAUUCUUUAACAACAAAGAAAUGGCUUAUGCAGAUGGAGGGACAGAAUUUCAAUCUUGGCAUGAGCGUAAACUCUCUAUUGAUAGCAAUGGUAGUGAGGCCAGUUCUAUUAGAGGAAGUGAAAUAUCAAAUGUUGGUACUUUUACUUCUGUUACUGAUGGUCUUGGCUCAUUUCCUGGAGGCAUGGAACAUGGUACAGAUGACUUGAGUAGCAUUGAUAUGAAUUUUCCAAACAAUGUGCAGCCAGUAUUGCCUUCACAUGAACGUGGAAAAAUGAAGAGGGUGCUUAAUGUUUUGCAGCGACGGUUGGUCACAGCUAAAACAGAUAUGGAAGAUCUUAUUGCAAGAUUGAAUCAGGAAAUAGCUGCAAAAGAAUUUCUCACUGCUAAGGUUAAAGACCUGGAUGGUGAGCUUGAAAAUUAUAGGCAUAAAAGCACGGAGACUCUGAACCAAGCAGUCUUGCUGGAGCGAGAACGAGUUACCCAACUGCAAUGGGACUUGGAGGAGCUUCGUGCAAAAGUUUUGGAGACGGAAGAAAAAUACAAACUGGAGCAGGUUGCCAGGGUUCAUGCUGAGGCAAGAAUGCAAGAAGCAGAGUCAGAUAGAGAGAGAUUGCACCGUGAGGUUGGUGAAAUGAGUGAAAGUUUUCAGAAUCUUCAGAAAGAUCGUGACAAUGCAGAAAGCAAAACAAAAGCAGAUAUUAAAUUUUUAGUAAAAGAAUUGAAGUUGCUACGGAAGUCUCAGCCAGAACUCAAACGUGAAUUACAGCAUGCAAUAAAUACAAAAUCAGAAUUAGAGAAAAUUCUUCAGAAGGAGAGACAAAGGCAAGAACAAGCUGCUGCUGCAAGAGCUAAACUUCUGCGUGAAGCUGCAAUUCUUCGUCAGCGUCUUCAAGAAUGUAGUGUAGAUAUUAUUUCGAAAGGGGGAGAUAAAUACACUGUAAAUGCUGCUUCGGUCUCAGAGGCUGUAGAUCUCCUGGCAACAUCUGAUAAUCGGAUUGGCCUACUGCUUGCUGAGGCUCAACUUCUUGCGCAACAAGAUGAAGAUGGCACUGAUAUAUCUGAGCAAGCAGUUGUGAAGCAAGCAAAUCCUGGAGUCCAUGGAAAUGGUAAUAAGUUGAGCCUGGAAGGGAAAAAUGAUUCAAGUGGCAUGGAAGCAGUUGCCAGUGAGGCCAUGGUUCGCAAGAUGUUGACUGAUAUUUUCAUUGAUAAUGCUCAAUUACGCAAGGUUGUAAAUUCUGUCACACGUUCAGCUCUUUUGGAAGAUCAGAAAGCUGAAAAAGAUGGAGAGGAUGAAGCUCCUACAAGGAAAAGUGUUCUAAACAUGUUUUUAGAGAAAUGAUCUUCCAUGUAUACAGGGAACCUAGGUUGCUUCAUAGAAAUGGGCAUGGAUAGACUUGCAGAUGACAUUUAUAUUAAACAUGGCAGAAUUCGACAAAUCAAGCAUUUCAAGAAUCUUAAGCAGUGCACCUCUUCAAAGAUGUAUUUGUUGGAGCCACUGAAAUUUUGGGCCAGUGGUGUUGUUGAUUCUAUGCUACAUAUUCCUCAAAAUCAUUGAAUUUGUGCAUGGUUCUCCAUCAUCUGAAAUUUGAAUAUCUGCACUGUUUGUCAAACAUUCCAGCUAAUCCCUCUCUUGUGAAAAUGUCAAUCAUCUAUCUCAUUUGGAUGGUGGCAGACAAACAUUAUUAUUUCUUUAUGAAGAGAAGGCUAUAAAUAUGUACACAAUCAUGGGUAUAUGGAGUAGCCCACUGAAAAUAAGUGGCCUUAUUUCCUAGGAGAUUGACAAUGCUAGCCUGAAAAGUUGUGUACAGUUAUUUGGCUUGAAUCCAAAGGAAUAUAAAUUCUCAGUCUCUAGGUUCUA